Molecule: messenger RNA, 815 nt
Organism: Daphnia pulex (common water flea)
Lineage: Eukaryota; Metazoa; Arthropoda; Branchiopoda; Diplostraca; Daphniidae
Gene: MED20
Product: mediator of RNA polymerase II transcription subunit 20-like
Exons: 5
Coding region: 184-810 (208 amino acids)
Biological process (GO): regulation of transcription by RNA polymerase II
Cellular component (GO): mediator complex
Molecular function (GO): transcription coactivator activity
Source: RefSeq, a predicted model, not a curated record
UACUUAUAUCGAAGCCGGUCUUUCUGACAGGCACGAAAAGCAGUUUGUUUUGAAACAAACGUGACUUUCUUUUUCAUCUUUUUGUUUUGUAAUUAAGUAUAGGAAUAGAAUAUAAACAUUCAGGUGUAAUUUCGGGGAGUCGACUGUGUGUGGAAUUUACCUAGUUGACCCUGUAACAACAUCAUGGGUGUCAUAGUUUUACAACUGUUUGCUGUUCCUGAAGGCAAGUCCGGUCCUCAGGUUAUUGAAAUGUUGACCAAACGGGCCAUUGCUCUGGGAGCUGUUCUUAGUGGAUCCUUCAUCGUGGAUUGUGAAACUUACAGUUCUACUGCAUCAUUGGGAGCGCCGAGAUCGGUGCAUUUGCUGCACAAUUCCGAGACGCCGGCCUCCGUGUUCGCUCUGCUGGAGGCGGCCAGCGGCAACAAGACGGUGGCCCUGGUGGCCGACAACUUGUUCGACCUGCUCAUGCUCAAGCUCUCCAAUUUCUACACGGCCAAGAAGCAGACCAAGAUCGAAUCGAGAGGGCCGCGCUUCGAAGCCGGAGACUUCCUCGUCAAGCUCGGCUCCGUCACCAUGGGACCGGCCUUCAAGGGCAUCCUAGUCGAGGUGGAAUAUCAAGCGUGCAGUCUGCCGGCCGCCUGUUGGGAUCUGAUCCGCGAGUUCAUGCAGGGCUUCUUGGGCGGUUGCGUCCCAUCUACUCCGCCUCCGUACAUCCAGAGCCGAUUCGGCGACAUGCUGGGCACUAUCGACGGCAUCAAUCAGUACCUGGAGCAGUUCAACGCUUUCCGCAAAACCACCGGCAUCCGAUAGAUCGA